AUGGUACCUCCCACCCUGACCUUGGAGGGGGCGUCAGGCCAUGGACCAUGGGCUCCACCUGAGCACACUAAAGGUGUUUACGAGGAGUCUGCAAUUCUGCAAAGUUAUCCAAGUCAAAAUGUUUCGUUGGGAAGAGUAAUCGCAAGUAACCUGCCUCUCUCUCCCCCACACACAGGAGACAUCGAGCGGCUUCAGAGGUUCUGGAUGACAGGGACGUGUAAGCCCAUGAAGCAGCAGCGACGGGCCUCAGAGCCCCUAGCCAUCGAGCAGUUCCUCUCCGCGUACCUCCUGUUGGGGAUAGGCAUGGUCCUAGCCAUGGUGCUCCUAGCCCUCGAGCACGUCUACUUCAAGUACGUGCGCAAACACUUGGCCAAGAAGGACAGUGGAGGAUGUUGCGCGCUGGUUAGUUUGAGCAUGGGGAAGUCUCUCACCUUCCGAGGAGCGGUGUACGAAGCGACGGACAAGCUCCGCCGCCAUAGGUGUAGAGACCCGCUGUGCGACACACACAUCUGGAAGGUGAAGCACGAGCUGGACAUGGCCAGGAUGAGGAUCAAGCACUUGGAGAAGGAACUGGAGGCUAAUGGCGUCAAACCCUCGCUCAAAAAGCAGCAUCUCCAAACUGGAAGUGCUGUGAGUGCUGGUCCACUCCUUGCCUGUUGCUGGGCACCACCCUCAGAUGAUUCCACCUGGGUCCGGACCGUCAGUCUGCAGUGA
Molecule: messenger RNA, 714 nt
Organism: Procambarus clarkii (red swamp crayfish)
Lineage: Eukaryota; Metazoa; Arthropoda; Malacostraca; Decapoda; Cambaridae
Source: RefSeq, a predicted model, not a curated record